UCUCAUAUAAGAGAGAGGUUUAGGGUUUCAGGGUUUCAUUUCUCGGCCUCAUAGAAGAGAACAGAAGAGAGAGGGGAGAGGAGGUGAGAGAGAUGAAGACUAUCUUAGCGUCCCAGACGAUGGAUGUUCCAGAUGGAAUGAAGAUCAAGGUAAAAGCAAAGAUGAUCGAGGUGGAGGGUCCCCACGGCAAGCUCAUGAGGAACUUUAAACAUCUGAAUCUGGAUUUCCAGCUGAUCGAAGGUGGUAAGAAAAUGAAGGUCGAAGCGUGGUUUGGAUCGAGGAAGACAAUGGCCGUCAUCCGUACCGCUAUCAACCACGUACAAAAUCUCAUCACCGGCAUCACCAAAGGCUACCAUUACAAGAUGAGAUUCGUGUACUCUCACUUCCCCAUUAACGCCAGCAUCACCAACGGCAACAAGAGUAUUGAGAUCCGUAACUUUCUCGGCGAGAAGAAGGUACAGAAGGUUGAGCACGAACUUGUUUUAGAUGGGAAUGAUGUUGAGCUUGUUUCACACUCGGCAGCCCUGAUAAACCAGAAAUGCCAUGUGAAAAACAAGGACAUAAGGAAGUUUCUUAACAGUAUUUAUGUCAGUGAAAGGGCAACCAUUGCUGAAGAGGAUAACUGAAGUAGGUCGGUUUCGUUAAUAGAUGUUGUGGAGAGAUUUUGUUUUGGGUAGUAGGUUGGCAUUUUUCCACAUUGUUUGGAGAUAUAUAUGAUAGUGGUUGAAAACGUUGUGGUUCAUGUAUUUUGAGUAUGGGAUCUCUUUGGAGAUUAAAGAUUUUUUCUUGGUUUUUUA
Molecule: messenger RNA, 797 nt
Organism: Magnolia sinica
Lineage: Eukaryota; Viridiplantae; Streptophyta; Magnoliopsida; Magnoliales; Magnoliaceae
Product: large ribosomal subunit protein uL6-like
Exons: 1
Coding region: 93-626 (177 amino acids)
Biological process (GO): cytoplasmic translation
Cellular component (GO): ribosome; cytosolic large ribosomal subunit
Molecular function (GO): rRNA binding; structural constituent of ribosome
Source: RefSeq, a predicted model, not a curated record